Paramacrobiotus metropolitanus is the source of this 1143-nucleotide messenger RNA. RefSeq lists its product as uncharacterized. The coding region runs from base 275 to 850 and encodes 191 amino acids. The transcript is spliced from 2 exons. Lineage: Eukaryota; Metazoa; Tardigrada; Eutardigrada; Parachela; Macrobiotidae. The record is from RefSeq and is a predicted model, not a curated record.
UCACCGUCAGUUAUCCGUAUCGUGUGUGUGCCUGAUGAGUUAUGGAGGCCGUCAUGACAGCUAAAAUCUCAGUAUACUUACUAUAAACUGUUUGUCGUUCGCGCAUAUUUGUGAUGCAUGGGUGAAGCUGCAAAAAUGUUCUGGAUCUUGGCGAUCACUAGAAGUACUCAUAUAAUUCUCGAACUACUAUACAGUACUGGUAACUUCUGAUUACAACUUUUUAUACUGACAACGGAGUUCCGUAACAACUCAUGUACAGAGCGAUUGUGCCAGUAUGGGUGGCGAAAUAUCCAUAACAAACAAGACCAAGGUUCCUUUGGUGAUAUCUUUAUGGCAGAUCUCUCCGUUGUAUUACGACAACUUUGUACCUUCGGAGGGAACAUUUCAUCGUAAAACUGGCAUGGUCCAUUUAUCCAUCCGGGCUCGGUUAUGGAAUGGCGAGAACGGAUAUACAGACUGGGAUAAUGUGCUACCGAUUACCGCAGCCGCCUUGGGAGGACUAACGUUAGUGGCAGGAGCACUUGCAGCGGGAGGAGUAGCUUUGGGCGUCCUGGGACUGGCCGCACUGGAGACGCCAGCAUGGAUCGCGACAGCUGUGGCAGCGGGAGCGGAAGUGUACACCAUUGGUUCCUCCUUGAUGGUCGUGUCGGGCGCUUAUGCUGCAAGUGGUAUUAUUGAACAAGUAAAGAAGUGGGCAACAAAAGGCUGCAUAAUUUCGCAUGGAUGGUUGAUAUCUGGCCACAGGAGAUUUGAAAUUCGAGGCGGCCCGGAUGCUGUGAUUGUUGAGGGAAAGGUUUUAGUGGACGCAAAUACGGUGCGGCCUUUCGAGCUUGUGGAAUUAAAAGACUGAAGGCGAAAUGGCCUGUGCUUUUUGUGAUAUUACAUAUUUUGUUCCAGUUGUGCCUUUGUGUGUGCCGACGCUUGCUUUUUAAUCGUAUUUUACGGAGUUGUUUGCUGUGUUUUAUGGAAUUUUUAUUUCUUGUUGCCGGCUCCGACUUCAAAAUAGCAUCGUGCAAGUUGUUAAUUGUUAGCGCGAAUCCGGUUGAAAGCUGGUUGGUAUCUCGAUGAAUCUGAGAUAGUGAUGGAUCGUGGAUGACAUAAUGACAUUUAUGUAAUUGUUUUGUGGACGAAUUCAAUAAAAUG